Molecule: messenger RNA, 845 nt
Organism: Gaeumannomyces tritici R3-111a-1
Lineage: Eukaryota; Fungi; Ascomycota; Sordariomycetes; Magnaporthales; Magnaporthaceae
Product: ATP synthase subunit D
Exons: 4
Coding region: 105-626 (173 amino acids)
Biological process (GO): proton motive force-driven ATP synthesis
Molecular function (GO): proton transmembrane transporter activity
Source: RefSeq, a predicted model, not a curated record
GAGGAGGUUCGGCGGAAAGGCGACGACCACCAGCCCGCUGAGCGACCUCUUAUCCUUUCGACAUCUCCACUCCUUCACACCCCCAAAACACCACAACCGCUAAAAUGGCCGCACGAAGCACAGCCCUCAAGAUCGACUGGGCGCAGGUCACGACGUCGCUCGGCCUGCGCGGGCAGACGGUGGCGGCGCUGCACGCCUUCAAGAAGCGCAACGACGACGUGCGGCGCAAGGUGCAGCAGCUGUCGGAGCAGCCGACCACGGUCGACUUUGCGUCGUACCGCGCCGUGCUCAAGAACCGCGCCGUCGUGGACGAGAUCGAGAAGCGCUUCGCGGCCUUCAAGCCGGCCGCCUACGACGUCUCGCGCCAGCUGAAGGCGAUCGACGCCUUCGAGGUCGAGGCCGUCAAGAACGCAGAGGCCACAAAGACCCAGGUCGACCUCGAGCUCAAGGACCUGCAGGCCACGCUCAAGAACAUUGAGGAGGCCAGGCCGUUUGACGAGCUCACCGUCGAAGAGGUCGCCACCGCCGAGCCCUCCAUCGACGAAAAGACCUCCAAGCUGGUCUCCAAGGGCCGCUGGACCGUUCCCGGAUACAAGGAGAAAUUCGGCGACCUGUCGGUGCUAUAAGCAACCCGACCUCGCUCUUCUUCCCCUUGUGUACGCUAGCAUUGUAGAUAGGCGAAUCGAAUCCGGCCAGCCCGUUGUAGAAGGUGCAACCAUUCACGUUCUGAUCUGGCGCCUGUGCAUUGGGGAGAAGAUGGCAGCGUUAUGACCUAACCUAACCUAACCAAUCAUAACCUAGAAAAAAGUGCGUGCAGAACGUGCGGGUAUUAUUCAUGCCUUCCG